Messenger RNA from Brugia malayi, 5676 nucleotides. RefSeq lists its product as uncharacterized. The record is from RefSeq and is a predicted model, not a curated record. The coding region runs from base 1 to 5676 and encodes 1891 amino acids. NCBI's taxonomy places the organism in Eukaryota, Metazoa, Nematoda, Chromadorea, Rhabditida, Onchocercidae. The transcript has 2 exons.
AUGUACAACCUACUAUUGCUGGUACUGUUAUUUUGUGUUCCUGCUACAAUAUCCACCGAAUCUGCAUUACAUAAAAAAGCACAUGCAAAUGGACAGAAAGAAUAUUCAUUUAUGAAAGAGAUCAAAAAGAAUCAAUGCACAUGCACCUGUUCCUGCAUUCCACAAACCGAAAAAGACAAAAACACUGCAACAUCUGCAGAAUCAUCUACUUGGACGAUCGCGGAAGAAACGACAUACAACACUGAAAUUUGGAAAACCGACAAAACCAGCAAACACCAUUCAGAAGAGCAUAAAGGAACAAAACCCUCAACAUACAUAUUGAUGAGCACAACUCAAGCUAUAAAUGAAAACGAUUUUGAAGAAAAAAUUCUGGAAGAAUUAGAAAAAAUCAUUCAACAUCAGGAACUAGGAGAAAAGAGAAAAACGACAUAUAUGGAAGCUUCAGUAUCACCAUCAGCUGGCACUGUGCCGCUUGGUCUUGGUGUAUCGGUUGGACUGUUUUCGAAACCAGAAUUGUCAGUGUCGAUGAAGUCAACUAUAUCUGCAAUUGAAACUGGCAUUGAAGGAAGAACUCAAGAAGAGGAAGAAGAGGAGGAGUACAAAAAAUUGGGCAAAAAAGGAGAAACGACAUAUAUGGAAGCUUCAGUAUCACCAUCAGCUGGUACCGGGCUGCUUGGUCUUGGUCUAUCGAUGACAUCGUCCUCUAUCCCUGAAUCUUCAGUGUCGAUGAAGUCAACUGUAUCUGCAAAUGAAACAGGCGUUGAAGGAAGGAUUCAAGAAGAGGAAGAAGAGGAGGAAUACAAAAAAUUGGGCAAAAAAGGAGAAACGACAUAUAUGGAAGCUUCAGUAUCACCAUCAGCUGGCACUGGGCUGCCUGGUCUUGGUCUAUCGAUGACAUCGUCCUCUAUCCCUGAAUAUUCAGUGUCGAUGAAGUCAACUGUAUCUGCAAAUGAAACAGGAAUUGAGGAAAGAAUUCAAGAGGAGGAAGAAGAAAUGAAAAGACUGGGAGAAAAGGGAGAAACGACAUAUAUGGAAGCUUCAGUAUCACCAUCAGCAGGCACUGGGCUGCAUGGUCUUGGUCUAUCGAUGACACCCUUCUCAACACCUGAAUCUUCAGUGUCGAUGAAGUCAACUGUAUCUGCAAAUGAAACAGGCGUUGAAGGAAGGAUUCAAGAAGAGGAAGAAGAGGAGGAAUACAAAAAAUUGGGCGAAAAAGGAGAAACGACAUAUAUGGAAGCUUCAGUAUCACCAUCAGCUGGUACCGGGCUGCUUGGUCUUGGUCUAUCGAUGACAUCGUCCUCUAUACCUGAAUCUUCAGUGUCGAUGAAGUCAACUGUAUCUGCAAAUGAGACAGGCAUUGAAGGAAGGAUUCAAGAAGAGGAAGAAGAGGAGGAAUACAAAAAAUUGGGCGAAAAAGGAGAAACGACAUAUAUGGAAGCUUCAGUAUCACCAUCAGCUGGUACCGGGCUGCUUGGUCUUGGUCUAUCGAUGACAUCGUCCUCUAUCCCUGAAUCUUCAGUGUCGAUGAAGUCAACUGUAUCUGCAAAUGAAACAGGCGUUGAAGGAAGGAUUCAAGAAGAGGAAGAAGAGGAGGAAUACAAAAAAUUGGGCAAAAAAGGAGAAACGACAUAUAUGGAAGCUUCAGUAUCACCAUCAGCUGGCACUGGGCUGCCUGGUCUUGGUCUAUCGAUGACAUCGUCCUCUAUCCCUGAAUCUUCAGUGUCGAUGAAGUCAACUGUAUCUGCAAAUGAAACAGGCGUUGAAGGAAGGAUUCAAGAAGAGGAAGAAGAGGAGGAAUACAAAAAAUUGGGCGAAAAAGGAGAAACGACAUAUAUGGAAGCUUCAGUAUCACCAUCAGCUGGUACCGGGCUGCUUGGUCUUGGUCUAUCGAUGACAUCGUCCUCUAUACCUGAAUCUUCAGUGUCGAUGAAGUCAACUGUAUCUGCAAAUGAGACAGGCAUUGAAGGAAGGAUUCAAGAAGAGGAAGAAGAGGAGGAAUACAAAAAAUUGGGCGAAAAAGGAGAAACGACAUAUAUGGAAGCUUCAGUAUCACCAUCAGCUGGUACCGGGCUGCUUGGUUUUGGUCUAUCGAUGACAUCGUCCUCUAUCCCUGAAUCUUCAGUGUCGAUGAAGUCAACUGUAUCUGCAAAUGAAACAGGAAUUGAGGAAAGAAUUCAAGAGGAGGAAGAAGAAAUGAAAAGACCGGGAGAAAAGGGAGAAACGACAUAUAUGGAAGCUCCAGUAUCACCAUCAGCAGGCACUGGGCUGCUUGGUCUUGGUCUAUCGAUGACACCUUUCUCUAUACCUGAAUCUUCAGUGUCGAUGAAGUCAACUGUAUCUGCAAAUGAAACAGGAAUUGGGGAAAGAAUUCAAGAGGAGGAAGAAGAAAUGAAAAGACCGGGAGAAAAGGGAGAAACGACAUAUAUGGAAGCUCCAGUAUCACCAUCAGCAGGCACUGGGCUGCUUGGUCUUGGUCUAUCGAUGACACCUUUCUCUAUACCUGAAUCUUCAGUAUCGAUGAAGUCAACUGUAUCUGCAAAUGAGACAGGCAUUGAAGGAAGAAUUCAAGAAGAGGAAGAAGAGGAGGAAUACAAAAAAUUGGGCGAAAAAGGAGAAACGACAUAUAUGGAAGCUUCAGUAUCACCAUCAGCUGGUACCGGGCUGCUUGGUCUUGGUCUAUCGAUGACAUCGUCCUCUAUCCCUGAAUCUUCAGUGUCGAUGAAGUCAACUGUAUCUGCAAAUGAAACAGGCGUUGAAGGAAGGAUUCAAGAAGAGGAAGAAGAGGAGGAAUACAAAAAAUUGGGCAAAAAAGGAGAAACGACAUAUAUGGAAGCUUCAGUAUCACCAUCAGCUGGCACUGGGCUGCUUGGUCUUGGUCUAUCGAUGACACCCUUCUCAUCACCUGAAUCUUCAGUAUCGAUGAAGUCAACUGUAUCUGCAAAUGAAACAGGAAUUGAAGGAAGAAUUCACGAAGAGGAAGAAGAGGAGGAAUACAAAAAAUUGGGCGAAAAAGGAGAAACGACAUAUAUGGAAGCUUCAGUAUCACCAUCAGCAGGCACUGGGCUGCUUGGUCUUGGUCUAUCGAUGACAUCGUCCUCUAUCCCUGAAUCUUCAGUGUCGAUGAAGUCAACUGUAUCUGCAAAUGAGACAGGCAUUGAAGGAAGGAUUCAAGAAGAGGAAGAAGAGGAGGAAUACAAAAAAUUGGGCGAAAAAGGAGAAACGACAUAUAUGGAAGCUUCAGUAUCACCAUCAGCUGGCACUGGGCUGCCUGGUCUUGGUCUAUCGAUGACAUCGUCCUCUAUCCCUGAAUCUUCAGUGUCGAUGAAGUCAACUGUAUCUGCAAAUGAAACAGGAAUUGAGGAAAGAAUUCAAGAGGAGGAAGUAGAAAUGAAAAGACCGGGAGAAAAGGGAGAAACGACAUAUAUGGAAGCUCCAGUAUCACCAUCAGCAGGCACUGGGCUGCUUGGUCUUGGUCUAUCGAUGACACCUUUCUCUAUACCUGAAUCUUCAGUAUCGAUGAAGUCAACUGUAUCUGCAAAUGAGACAGGCAUUGAAGGAAGAAUUCAAGAAGAGGAAGAAGAGGAGGAAUACAAAAAAUUGGGCGAAAAAGGAGAAACGACAUAUAUGGAAGCUUCAGUAUCACCAUCAGCUGGUACCGGGCUGCUUGGUCUUGGUCUAUCGAUGACAUCGUCCUCUAUCCCUGAAUCUUCAGUGUCGAUGAAGUCAACUGUAUCUGCAAAUGAAACAGGCGUUGAAGGAAGGAUUCAAGAAGAGGAAGAAGAGGAGGAAUACAAAAAAUUGGGCAAAAAAGGAGAAACGACAUAUAUGGAAGCUUCAGUAUCACCAUCAGCUGGCACUGGGCUGCUUGGUCUUGGUCUAUCGAUGACACCCUUCUCAUCACCUGAAUCUUCAGUAUCGAUGAAGUCAACUGUAUCUGCAAAUGAAACAGGAAUUGAAGGAAGAAUUCACGAAGAGGAAGAAGAGGAGGAAUACAAAAAAUUGGGCGAAAAAGGAGAAACGACAUAUAUGGAAGCUUCAGUAUCACCAUCAGCAGGCACUGGGCUGCUUGGUCUUGGUCUAUCGAUGACACCUUUCUCUAUACCUGAAUCUUCAGUGUCGAUGAAGUCAACUGUAUCUGCAAAUGAAACAGGAAUUGGGGAAAGAAUUCAAGAGGAGGAAGAAGAAAUGAAAAGACCGGGAGAAAAGGGAGAAACGACAUAUAUGGAAGCUCCAGUAUCACCAUCAGCAGGCACUGGGCUGCUUGGUCUUGGUCUAUCGAUGACACCUUUCUCUAUACCUGAAUCUUCAGUAUCGAUGAAGUCAACUGUAUCUGCAAAUGAGACAGGCAUUGAAGGAAGAAUUCAAGAAGAGGAAGAAGAGGAGGAAUACAAAAAAUUGGGCGAAAAAGGAGAAACGACAUAUAUGGAAGCUUCAGUAUCACCAUCAGCUGGCACUGGGCUGCUUGGUCUUGGUCUAUCGAUGACAUCGUCCUCUAUCCCUGAAUCUUCAGUAUCGAUGAAGUCAACUGUAUCUGCAAAUGAGACAGGCAUUGAAGGAAGAAUUCAAGAAGAGGAAGAAGAGGAGGAAUACAAAAAAUUGGGCGAAAAAGGAGAAACGACAUAUAUGGAAGCUUCAGUAUCACCAUCAGCUGGUACCGGGCUGCUUGGUCUUGGUCUAUCGAUGACAUCGUCCUCUAUCCCUGAAUCUUCAGUGUCGAUGAAGUCAACUGUAUCUGCAAAUGAAACAGGCGUUGAAGGAAGGAUUCAAGAAGAGGAAGAAGAGGAGGAAUACAAAAAAUUGGGCGAAAAAGGAGAAACGACAUAUAUGGAAGCUUCAGUAUCACCAUCAGCUGGCACUGGGCUGCUUGGUCUUGGUCUAUCGAUGACAUCGUCCUCUAUCCCUGAAUCUUCAGUGUCGAUGAAGUCAACUGUAUCUGCAAAUGAAACAGGAAUUGAGGAAAGAAUUCAAGAGGAGGAAGAAGAAAUGAAAAGACCGGGAGAAAAGGGAGAAACGACAUAUAUGGAAGCUUCAGUAUCACCAUCAGCAGGCACUGGGCUGCUUGGUCUUGGUCUAUCGAUGACACCUUUCUCUAUACCUGAAUCUUCAGUGUCGAUGAAGUCAACUGUAUCUGCAAAUGAAACAGGAAUUGAGGAAAGAAUUCAAGAGGAGGAAGAAGAAAUGAAAAGACUGGGAGAAAAGGGAGAAACGACAUAUAUGGAAGCUCCAGUAUCACCAUCAGCAGGCACUGGGCUGCUUGGUCUUGGUCUAUCGAUGACACCUUUCUCUAUACCUGAAUCUUCAGUAUCGAUGAAGUCAACUGUAUCUGCAAAUGAGACAGGCAUUGAAGGAAGAAUUCAAGAAGAGGAAGAAGAGGAGGAAUACAAAAAAUUGGGCGAAAAAGGAGAAACGACAUAUAUGGAAGCUUCAGUAUCACCAUCAGCUGGUACCGGGCUGCUUGGUCUUGGUCUAUCGAUGACAUCGUCCUCUAUCCCUGAAUCUUCAGUGUCGAUGAAGUCAACUGUAUCUGCAAAUGAAACAGGCGUUGAAGGAAGGAUUCAAGAAGAGGAAGAAGAGGAGGAAUACAAAAAUUGGGCAAAAAAGGAGAAACGACAUAUAUGGAAGCUUCAGUAUCACCAUCAGCUGGCACUGGGCUGCUUGGUCUUGGUCUAUCGAUGA